UGUGCCCCGUGCCCCUCCCCGGCCCUGGAUUCCACUUCCCCUCCGCUCGCGCUGCAGCCGCAGCCGCCUCCAGGCCCCGCGCCGCCUCCGGAGUCCAUGGCCGGGACGCGCUGGGUGCUCGGGGCGCUGCUCCGGGGCUGCGGCUGCAACUGCAGCAGCUGCCGGCGCACCGGCGCCGCCUGCCUGCCCUUCUACUCGGCCGCCGGCUCCUUCCCUUCGGGCGUCUCGGGCCGGCGCCGCCUGCUGCUGCUGCUCGGGGCCGCCGCGGCCGCCGCCUCUCAGACGCGCGGCCUCCAGACCGGGCCUGCGCCCGCCGGGAGGCUGGCGGGGCCUCCCCCCGCGGCCACCUCCGCCGCCGCCGCGGCCGCCGCCUCCUACCCGGCCCUGCGCGCCCCGCUGCUGCCGCAGUCGCUGGCGGCGGCCGCCGGCCCGGCGCGGGGCUACAGCCAGGAGUCUAAAGCUACCUACCUGGAAGACCUUCCACCUCCCCCCGAGUAUGAAUUGCCUCCAUCCAAGUUAGGAGAGGAAGUGGAUGAUGUUUAUCUGAUUCGAGCUCAAGGAUUACCCUGGUCGUGCACUGUCGAAGAUGUGCUUAGCUUUUUUUCAGACUGCAGAAUCCGUAAUGGUGAGAAUGGAAUACACUUCCUGUUAAAUAGAGAUGGCAAACGAAGAGGUGAUGCCUUAAUUGAAAUGGAGUCAGAGCAGGAUGUGCAGAAAGCCUUAGAAAAGCACCGCUUGUACAUGGGGCAGCGGUAUGUGGAAGUAUAUGAGAUAAACAAUGAAGAUGUGGAUGCCUUAAUGAAGAGCCUGCAGGUUAAAUCUUCCCCUGUGGUAAAUGAUGGUGUGGUUCGCUUGAGAGGACUUCCUUAUAGUUGCAAUGAGAAAGACAUUAUAGACUUCUUUGCAGGACUGAAUAUAGUAGACAUUACUUUUGUGAUGGACUACAGAGGGAGAAGAAAGACAGGAGAAGCCUAUGUGCAGUUUGAAGAACCAGAAAUGGCCAACCAAGCCCUAUUGAAACACAGGGAAGAAAUUGGUAACCGAUAUAUAGAGAUAUUUCCAAGCAGAAGGAAUGAAGUUCGAACACAUGUUGGUUCUCAUAAGGGAAAGAAAAUGGCAUCUCCUACUGCUAAGUAUAUAACUGAGCCAGACGUGGUCUUUGAAGAACAGGAAGUAAAUGAGGAUAUUCGACCUAUGACAGCUUAUGAAAGUGAGAAAGAAAUUGAAUUGCCUAAGGAGAUGUCAGAAAAGCUUCCGGAGCCUGGUGAUUUUGGAACUACAUCUUCACUACAUUUUGUUCAUAUGAGAGGAUUGCCUUUCCAAGCCAAUGCCCAAGACAUUAUAAACUUUUUUGCUCCACUGAAGCCUGUUAGAAUCACCAUGGAAUACAGUUCCAGUGGGAAGGCCACAGGAGAAGCUGAUGUGCACUUCGAUACCCAUGAGGAUGCUGUUGCAGCUAUGCUCAAGGAUCGGUCCCAUGUUCAGCAUAGGUAUAUUGAAUUGUUCCUGAAUUCAUGUCCAAAGGGAAAAUAAGACUUCUGGGGACUCCAGAUAAUAAGGAUGAAGCAAGAAGCAUUUCAUUUGCACAUCUUUCUUGGAUAUGGGAUAUACAGUUCCAGUGUUUUAGCAGCAAUUGUUAGAGAAAGGAUAUGGGGGUUUUGGGUUAAUUGCUUAAGAAAAAUUCCGUAGUGGACUGUUUAGAAAGAAAAAGGAAAGAUUCAGUUUGGAAUUAAAUAAAACACAAAUUUAAAUUUUGUUUUAAAUUGUCCAUGAUAGGAUCUGAUUUACAAAUCUGGUCUUUAUUUUAUGAUUAAAUAAUUUGUUUUCAUAGAGAUUAUGUUAUCCAAUAUAAAGACUGCAUAUUUUUAUUCAGCACUGUCCUUUAAAAUCUUCCUCCCAUUUUAAAAAUGAUUUUUUUGAGAGCUCUGAUAUAAACUUCCUAUGGAAUAAAAUACUGAUUUAUUUUAACCAAAUACUCACCAAAGCAAAGAAAGGUUUCAGACCUUUGAAUCAUUAUGGUUUGGUAGAGUAGUUAUAAUUUUAGGUGUAUUGAUGACUUAAGGGGUAGGAAUGUUUAAAAAAAAAAAAAGAUUUGAGACAAAA
This is a messenger RNA of Eptesicus fuscus (big brown bat), 2103 nucleotides long. It is a transcript of the gene GRSF1, whose product is annotated as G-rich RNA sequence binding factor 1. The coding region runs from base 97 to 1533 and encodes 478 amino acids. The transcript has 10 exons. Gene Ontology annotation, biological process: regulation of RNA splicing. Gene Ontology annotation, cellular component: ribonucleoprotein complex; nucleoplasm. The record is from RefSeq and is a predicted model, not a curated record. Gene Ontology annotation, molecular function: RNA binding. Lineage: Eukaryota; Metazoa; Chordata; Mammalia; Chiroptera; Vespertilionidae.